CGCGAGGAGCCGAACGCGAGCUGGCUCUGUCGGGUAUAGCCUCAGUGUACUGUUCACACUGAGCAGCCCACCUUCCUAUUUGCGCAAUGCAAAAACUGCUCCUCAUCGCACUCUCGAGCGUCGCAGCGAUUCGACUCCAGCGGACCUCGCCGCCGCCUCGCGUGCCGGGAUUCGCGUGCAUACCUGUGCCGAUCGAGCGCCUCGUCGCCCCAGGGCAGCGUGAGAUGAUGCACGUCUAUGAUGCAUCGUCGCUCGCGGUUCUGCGGCACGCGCAGGCGUACUCCAACCUCACGUACGGGCAAGUCGUCAUCGACGCGGCGGCGGCGCGCGAGCGCCGCUUCGCUGUCGAGGAGAUUGGCAGCCGCGUGAGGGUGGUUUCGAUGGCUCCGUCGCAGCACGUGGCGCGCGACGGCACCACGUCUAGCUCUAUGAUGUGCGAGGUGCUCGGCAUCGGUUUGCUCACCGUCGGCGAGGUGCUAAGCAAAAUGCCAUUCAUGACGGUCGAGUGCGCCGAGGACGGCUGCCCGCUCAACGGCGACCGGCUGCUGGAGGAGUGGGAGCCUUUGCCGGCGAUCUCCUACGCAGCGCUCGCUGCGUCGGCCGCUGAGUGCGAGCAUCUCGAGUCGGUGGCGAGCUACAAGGGUCCGCUCACGCGGGGGGCGGAGGCUGAUUUGCGCGAGGCUGACGCCGCGCGCGGGAUCGACGGCUGCGUGUCGCAGCUGCUCGAGCUGCGCGGCUGCAGCGCGCCGAGUGAGGCGUGCCGCCUCCUGCUCGCCGCGUUUGCGGCGACGGCCCACCUGCGGGGGGAGGUGCGGCUGGAGGCGAUGCGCCUGGCGGGGCGCGGCGACGCUGCGGCGGCGGUCGAGGCGGUGGCGGCGGCGCUCGAUGAGGAGGCGCGGCGGAGGAGGGCGAUGAAGGCGCUCGCGGGCCUCGCCGCGGGCGGCGACGCGUAGGUUGGAUUGAUUGGCGUGCGCCUUACUGUUCGCCUUUCGCACAGGCAUGUUUCUUUCAUGUGUGCGCAUGAUUCCAAAGAAAAAGGAGCGUUG
Molecule: messenger RNA, 1046 nt
Organism: Emiliania huxleyi CCMP1516
Lineage: Eukaryota; Haptophyta; Isochrysidales; Noelaerhabdaceae
Exons: 2
Coding region: 87-953 (288 amino acids)
Source: RefSeq, a predicted model, not a curated record